Messenger RNA from Raphanus sativus (radish), 769 nucleotides. RefSeq lists its product as uncharacterized. The record is from RefSeq and is a predicted model, not a curated record. Lineage: Eukaryota; Viridiplantae; Streptophyta; Magnoliopsida; Brassicales; Brassicaceae. The coding region runs from base 178 to 639 and encodes 153 amino acids. The transcript has 4 exons.
AUAAAGAAAUAAGUAGACGUAUCAGGCCUUGUACUGGGCCCAUUAAUAAACGAGCUAGUACUGUCCUAAAUGAAAACGCAUCUGGCACUUUGUCUCCUAGGAGAAGAAGCUCAGAGCUAGCUGAUUGUAAAAGGGGAUUCUGAGUCUGAUCUUGAGGAACCUUUCUCAAAUAAAAAAAUGGAGACAGACCACCAACGAACAAGCAGCACUCUACCAAAAGAAAACUUGCCCCAGGCCGUGGAGAAGAAAGGGAAUCCGUCUCAGUCUCCGGCCACCACCAAUGUGUAUGUGCGCAGAAAAGUCGAGAUUGACACAUCCAAAGACACUGUGCCUAAGCAGCAGCCCAAGGUCAGCUCAUCAUCAGCCACAGUACCACCACCUCCGGACUGGGAAGAGCGUUACCACCACCUUCAGAUUCUCCUAAACAAGCUUAAUGAUUCUGAUCAGACCGAUCCUCAUCUACACAUGCUUUGGUCACUUUCCUCCGGGGAGCUUAGCAAGCAUGCGGUUGAUUUGGAGAAGAGGUCUAUUCAGCUCUCUCUCGAGGAAGCAAGGGAGAUGCAGCGUGUAGCGGCUUUAAACGUGAUAGGAAGGUCUGUGAAUACUCUAGAGUCUACAUCCAAUGAAGAGAGAGAAUGAUGGGGGGCAGCUCCUGUGGCCUUGUUUGUUUGUUGUUGUUUAUGAUUUUUGUAAUACCCUUCCAAGCCAUUUGGGGCUUAAACAUCCCAUUGUAUCCGUGUAUAUACUACUUAUAACAUGUGUUUACUCA